UUGGUUUAUGCCCUUUCUAGGGACUGUUAGAGGGAGAGAGACAGAGUAGCAGACAGGAGGAGAGGAAGCAAGUGAAACAGACAGACAAAAAGAGCUUUUAGUUUGUUUUCUUUCAUUUCCAUUCAUCUUUAGUGAUGAUGUUAUGCAUUUCAAAGGCUCUUCUUGUACAAGAUAAAAUUGCACUUUUUGAGCACGUUUCAUAGCUAACUGAAAUCAUCCAUGCCAGUUAGCCUGCAUUCACAACACUCUUGGAUACUUGCAAGCCUUGCUUUUCACAGUAAUUAAAUGGCAAAAGUCACCAUGUUGGAAAACUGUACUGGCUUAAAUGAGUCCUAUUUGAACACCAAAGAACCAGGUGCAGAGCUGUUCAGCACUUUUAAUUCCGAAUUGACCAUAGCAUUAGCUGUUUUUAUGGCUGUGCUGAUUAUCCUAAUAGUACUGGGAAAUGCUCUGGUUCUCUUGGCAUUUGUAGUGGACACCAGCUUAAGAACACGGAACAAUUACUUUUUGCUGAACCUUGCUAUCUCGGACUUUUUAGUAGGUGCUUUCUGCAUUCCUUUGUAUAUACCCUAUGAGCUAACGGGGAAGUGGCAGUUAGGAAAAGACUUGUGCAAACUCUGGCUCGUUCUGGAUUACCUAAUGUGUACAUCUUCAGCAUUUAACAUAGUCCUGAUUAGUUACGACAGAUUUCUUUCUGUAACUCGACCGCACAUAUACAGAGCACAGCAAUGCAAGAUAAGAAAUGCUAUUUACAAGAUGAUUCUGGUAUGGGUCUUAGCAUUCCUGCUGUAUGGACCCGCCAUUAUUAUUUGGGAGUAUGUAGCAGGAAAAAGCAUUGUCUGCAAUGGACAUUGUUACACUGAAUUUUCUGAUAACUGGUACUUCCUAAUGACAGCUUCAAGUUUGGAAUUUUUUGCACCAUUUAUCAGUGUGACUUUUUUCAAUGUCAGCAUCUAUCUCAAUAUUCGAAAUCGUACCAAAUCGUACUCUGAAAAUUUGCUGGAUACUCCAAGCCAAUCCUUAGUUCAGAAAAGUAAGGCAAAGUUUGGGUUAACAGUGUUGUUUCAUUUCUGCAAAUCUCAGCAUAAGCCUCCGGAAGUCCAUUCAGAAGGAAAUAAACAGAACAUUUCAAACCAAAAUGAGCAGCAUACUUCUGAAAUGCUAGGAAAACAAAGUGAAUCAGACAGCUGUUUUGAAGGCACGAGUGAGAUGGAGUCUAGUCACUGUAACAGCGAGGAAAAGCCAAGUUCCAAAAAAGCUGGCAGGAAGUCGACAUCCAUGUUAUGUCAGGAAAAGAAAAUAAAGAAUGCUCAUCAACGAUUCAGACUGUCCAGGGACAGAAAAGUUGCAAAAUCUCUUGCAGUCAUAGUUUGCAUUUUUGGGAUUUGCUGGGCACCGUACACUUUACUUAUGAUCAUUCGAGCAGCGUGUCAGAACACAUGUGUAUCGCAGUAUUGGUAUCCAAUUUCAUUUUGGCUGCUUUGGAUAAACUCUGCAAUAAAUCCUGUUCUUUAUCCUUUAUGUCAUCAAAGCUUCAAGAAAGCUUUCUUAAAACUUUUGUGCCCCUCAAGGCUAAAGCCUCAUGCUUCCAGUAUACAUGCAAGCUAUAAGUAAAGCAUCAGUGUGCGAGCAAACAACUGCUCAGAGUUCCAUUCAUGUGUCAUGUGCUGAAGUACAUAUUUCCACAGACUGAGCUUUAAAACGAACAUAUAGGACAAAACAUCUGAUGGACAUUUUUGUUUUAUAAUUCAAGGGGUGUGAUACAUUACCGAAUGUCAACAUAUGAAAAAAAUGCAUUCAGCUAACUUCAGCUUUAAUACAAAAAUCUAUUCAACCUGCACUUUUUCAAUAAACCAGAAUUCUUAUAACUUACAUAUUCAUUUGAAUAUUUAUACUCUGCUAAAAACUAUCAUUGCUAAUGUAAUAUAUGUUGCUGUAACCGUUGUUAUGUAUCACAUUUCCAGGAAAAUAAAAUAUUUUAUUAAAAAAUGUUUGAAAUGCUUGCAGACCUA
Molecule: messenger RNA, 2012 nt
Organism: Protopterus annectens (West African lungfish)
Lineage: Eukaryota; Metazoa; Chordata; Ceratodontiformes; Protopteridae
Gene: HRH3
Product: histamine receptor H3
Exons: 3
Coding region: 286-1614 (442 amino acids)
Biological process (GO): adenylate cyclase-activating adrenergic receptor signaling pathway
Cellular component (GO): membrane
Molecular function (GO): histamine receptor activity
Source: RefSeq, a predicted model, not a curated record